AUGGAAUACUUGAAAAAUCGUGUGUUGAAGCAGCCGAGUGUAAAAGGAGCAGAGGAGGAAGUUGCCAUCCAAACGUUAUCCAAUAGGUUGCAGCAUGCAACUUUGGCAGCAGACCGCCGUUCUGCUGUUUUGGGCCUCAAGAGUUUCAGUCGCCAAUUCCGUGAAUCGGUAGUAGAGUAUGGGCUCAGGCCUCUCUUACUGACGUUAGAUAAGGAUAGAGAUAAUGCCAUAAUGGCGAAGGCUAUCUUAGAAACACUCAUCAUUUUAUUUCUACGAGGCGAUAAGUCUGAAGACGACACUGGAGGCUGGAUCGCUAGCCAGUCUCGGAUCCAGAAUGGAAAGUAUCCGUCACCUUUACUCAUGACAGAUGUAGAAGUGGACCAGUUUUCAAUCUGGAUAGCAGAUGAAGUCACAGCCGGGGAAGACCACCUACUGGUGUUUAUCAAUAUCUUGAAAGAGUCUCAGGACUACCAUAUCAGAUUGUACACGUUACAGCUCUUUGAGUUUCUUGUAACCACGCGACCAACGAGAACAAAGGAAUGUCUUCUCAAUAUUCCUCUUGCGGUGCCAACAAUUGUGUCGUUAUUGAAUGACGUGUACGAUCCAGUGAGAAACGAGGCCAUUUUGGUCCUUAUGGCAUUGGUCAACAAUAACUUCAACAUACAAAAGCUUGUGGCUUUUGAAAAUACUUUUGAUAGAUUAUUUGAAAUUAUUGACGAAGAGGGUGGCAUUCGAGGGUCAAUUGUUGUACAAGACUGCUUGACGUUAUUAACCAACUUAUUGAUGUAUAAUGCCUCCAACCAAAAGUAUUUCUUGGAGACAGAGGGAGUACCCAAAUUGGCAAAGUUGCUUGCUGAACCCAUCGAGGAGACUUUAGAAGAUGGAAUGCAUGAUGAAUAUGGAAAUCCAAUUGUUGCACCACCAAUUAUCUGGACAGAACAGCGCUUGCAGAAUAUGUCAAUAGCCUUGGAGAUAUGCAAAUCUUUCGUUAAUGAGGAUGAUCCAGAUAUCCGCAAUAACCAGGAUAAACUCUUUCAGGCCGGAAUUUUUUUCUGUACCAUGAGACUUGUUUUCUCUCCAUUGACCGAAAAUCCUAUCAGAAAGACCGCCUUGCAAAUAACCGGAGAUCUCAUUGCAGGGAACUCUGAGCUCCAGUUGCAAUUCUCUCAGGUUGAUGUUCCGUACCUUGAUCCAUCACUUCCAACGCAACUCCAGAAGUUUGAGAAACCCAUUCCGGCGCCAGUGGCACUUCUUAAUUGGACAUUAUUAUCCAACUCGGUUCAUAUUUUUGAGAUUAGGCUUGCUGCGGCUUAUUGUUUAAGAUGCUUUUUCAAAGAUAACGCAGAGUCUAAGAUUGCAUUUCUUACUGACCAGGCUAGAGCCAGUCAGAAUCCAAAUUAUUACGACGAGAUGAAUCAGGCUUCACCAGUAGAUGAUGAAAAGUCAACUGAUAGUUCUGAAAAGGUUGAUGAAGUCGAAAGCAUCCCUGCCACAUCCACGGACGAAAAUCUGGUUAAAACUCCAAUAGCCAAUAUUUUUACAACGUUGAUGGAUUUCAGCUUUGAUAACAAGCUUAACCCAUACCGGGUGUGGUUCGCCGCGACAAUACUAAUUUACCUCUUCGAGGACUGUCCAGAGAAUAGACAAUUGGCAAGGGAGUUAAAGGUUGGUGACGCCGAGGAAGGCGAAGAGGUGAUGACUUCGAUUCAAGCCAUUUCGGGAAUUUUGAUCACUACCUUGGAUGAUCAAGAUCCAAGAAUUGCCAUUGGAUUAAUGCUUUUAUUAACAAUUUGGCUUUACGAGGAUUUUGAUGCGGUCAAUGACUUUCUAGGUGAUUCUUCUCUCAUCAAAUCUAUUGUUGCUUUCCUCUCCAAGAACUCUGCAGAAUCGUCAGAUCUCGUUCUUGGAAUGGGUUCAAUUUUAGUUGGUAUAUCUUAUGAAUUUAGCCAGAAGUCGUCGCCGAUUCCAAGAACAGAAAUGCAUUCUCUUGUUACUAAAGGUCUUGGUGCCAAUAAUUAUGCUCUCAAGGUUAAGCAAUUCAAAGAUUGUGAGGAGUUCCGCGACUUUGCUGACCCUUUGUCCGAGGAGGUUGAACGAGAUGCAACAGGUUUACCAAAAGUGUACUUCAUUUCCAUUUACGUUGAUUUGAUCAAGGACAACUAUUACAGAAUCAGGAAGGCUCUUUCGCACAAUCCGCAAGUCGAACCACAUAUAAAAAUCUCCUAUGAAUUACUUGAAGAGUUGGAGAAGAAGAAUGGCGAGCUAGCAAUCACUUUGCAAGAGUGUAAAGAUCGAGCUGCACUGAACGAGGCAAACUUGAAAGAACAAUUAGACAAGGCCAAGGAAGAAUUCGAGGAAACACAGUCUCUUCUCGAAAAAUCUAAUGCCGAAGUUGGCCUGUUGAGGGAGUCAGAAGCUGAGUUAACAGAAAAAAUUGAACUAAUUUCAAAUGAGUUGAAAAGAAUCGAAAACGAAAAGUCCAGGUUUGAAAAAGACUCAGUGCAGUUUUCUGCGGAACUCAAUAAAAUUUCCAAGCAGAAUUACAGCAAUGAAGGCUCCUUAAAUCAUUUGAAGCAGAAGCUCGCAGACAGUGAGGCAGCAAAAACUAAAGCUGAGGAUGGUAUCAAUAAAAUGAGCAGAGAACUUUUUCAGCUUACUAGAGAGAAGAAGGAUUUGGAGGGUAAAAUUUCCAAGCUAGAGAAGGAAGUUAUUCAGUUGAAAACUUACAGUGACAAAACUGUUAAGGAUUAUGAAAGUCAACUUAAUUCUGCCCGAAAAACCAAUGAGGAAUUGCGGUCAAAAAUCAAGAUUCUAGAGCAGCAGUUGAGAGAUCUUUCGUCUGAAAGGGAGAAUACUUCGUUAAGGAUGCGAGAGCUUCAAGCUCGUGCCACUGAUGCGGAAACCGGAAACGAGCACUUGAUGGAAAAGCUCAGAACCGCAGCAUCCGUCGUACAAGAUUUGAGAAGUUCCAAUCAGGAAUAUAGUCAACAAGUUGAACAAUUGAAACUUGCAUUGACCAAUCACUCUCAAUCCACUGAAGAAAUUCAGACUCUCCAUGAUGAAAUGAAUACUCUUAAACACCGCAAUCAGACACUCGAGUCAAUGAUGAACAGCAUGAAAGAGCAUGUGAAUCAGAACAGUGACACUGCUCUGAAAGGUUUACUCACAGCAUUGGAGGAAAAGAGCAAACAUGAAAUCAAUAUAAAGGCAUUAACACUUGAAGUGGAAUCUUUGAAACAAAAUCUUUCAUCGGAGAGUGCUGACUUGCAAAGCUCCAAAUCUUCUUAUCAGUCUGUGUUGCAACAACUCGAGCUUAAGGACCGUGAAAUAGGUCAAAUCAAUUCUUUUUUACAGGAUCUGGUUUCUAAGGUUGAUUCGCUCAAUGAAUCUUUGCGGACCUCGAAGGAAAAUGAGAGCUUGUUACAAAUUCAACUCCAAGAUAAAGAGCGGGAAAUUUCCUCGGCUCAGAAUGAGCUAGCAGAAACCGUUGAGAGUGCUUCCAAUUUGCAAUCUGCUCUCGAAGAGGAGUUGACAAAUAUCCGAGACCAAUUAGUGAAACAUGAGUCGUCGACUACUCAAUUAAAAGAAGAUUAUAACUGCUUGAAGAAAGAGUACCAUGAAUUGCAGGCUCAGUUUCAAGAAGUUAAAGAUUCUCAGGGUGAUGCUAGAGGGCUUUCUGAUAGUGACCAGGACACCGAGAAAUCUGAGAAUUGUGGUAAAGAAAUUGACGAAUUGAAAGACCGUCUCCUGAAGAAGGAUGAUGCAAUUUCUCUUGCUGAAUCGAAAAUCAAGUUACUUGAGGAUGAAACAAAGACGCUUUCUAAGGAUGCAGCUGAAAGAGGUGUCGAGCUUGAAAGAUUGCAACACAAUUUCGAAGAAAAGCAGGAAAUACUUUCUUCCACUAUCACAGAGUUGGAAAAAGCUAAGGAGCUGUUAACCGAUGAACUCAAAAUGUUGAAAGAAGCUCACUCAGAGCAGUUGCAAAACCUCAGAAGCGAACAUGAUGAACAAAUGCACCAGCAACUUGAUUUGCAUGUGAAGUCUCGAGAAACCGACCAUAAUGAAACCCAGGCGUUACUAGAGAAACAAAACAGCGACCUUGCAAGAUUGAAUUCUGAUCAUCAACUCUUGAAGGAAGAAUACGAGAGUACUAAGCUUGUUCUUCAAGAAUUGCAAGCAAAAGCUGCAAACUACGAAGAAGCAAAAUCUCUUGCUGAGCAACGCGCUAGCGAAUUAGAAGAAACAUUGGCGAAUUUGGAGAAAGAGUUAGGCAAGGCUCAAAGCGAAAAGGACGCAUUAAGUGAAAAAUUGAGGAAGAUGGAAGAGGAGCUUGAGACAGAAGCACUUGACAAGGAUUCUACACAACAUUACAUUCAGCAAAAUGGUACUGGUGAUAUUGGCGUUAAAGACGUUUUGACAAGGGAAAUCUCAAACAAGAUAUCUGAACUUAUGGCAAAGGAUCAGUUAAUUUCUGAUAUCAAGCGGAAGUUAGAAAAUUCAACGAUUGCUUUAGAAGAAUUGACUGAAAGAAACGAAGAGUUGGAAAAUUCGGAGAAACUUAGAUUGCAACUUGAAAAGAGGAUACAGGUUUUGGAAAGGGAUAUGGAAAAUGCUGUCAAUUUGAAUGACAAUCUCAAUCAAGAGCUCGAUGACAAGACCGAAGAGUUGAAGCAAAAGGUUCUUGAAAUUGAAGCAGAUAUCAAUAGUCACAAUGAGGAAAUUUCAAACCAUUUGGGAAUUGAAAAGGAACUUACCAAGCAAAUUCAGUCUUUGGAGAAAGAAUUGAAGAAGCGAGUUGCUGACCACGAAAAGGACAGAAAACUUUUCUCAGGAGGUACCGAGCCUAUCCUCAAGCAAUACGAAGAAGAGGUUGCGGAAUUGAAUAGGCUGAUCGAAUCAUUGAAGGUUGAACUAGACACGCAGCUUAAAGAAAAACAAGUCUCGUUCGAAGAUAAGAUAUCUUCAAUAGAAAACGAGAAACAAACUUUAUUUUCUCGUUGUCAAGAGCUUUCCACUCAAAUAGCUGCUCUUGAGUCCUCCACGAACGAAUGGAACUGCAAAGAGAAUGAACACCAGGCAACCAUCAAAGAACUCAAGGAUAGCUUAGAAGAACAGAAAGAAACGUUACGUCUUAAAGAGGACCGAGUCAAAGAAUUGGAAUCAGAACUUACAGAAAAAGCCAACCAACUUGAAGUGUCGCUCCUGUCUUUAUCAGAGAAGGAAAACGAGCUUUCUUUGAAGAAGGGAACAGAUUCCACCAUGUUGAAACAGGUUCAAGAAGACCUUGAUGCUGCCAAGAAGGAUGCUGAAUCGAAGGAGGUUGAGAUUAAUCAUUUGAGGUCACAAAUCGAGCUCUCAGCUUCAGAGUCAAUUCAACAAGAGCAAAAUGUGAGAGAAUUGGAGAUAAAACUCACCGAAAAGUCAAAAGUAAACAUGGAACUUGAACAUUCUAUAUCUGAAUUGAGAUAUGAGAUUGUCAAACUACAAGACGAACUCGACAAAUCCACUUCAGUUAUUGAGGAAAAGACCAGGGAGAUUACUGAACUCCAAGACAACAUUGAAGCAGCCGCUGUGUCUACUAAAACUUCUGAGGAGCAUCAAAUGUCCAUUGAUAAGUUGAAAUCAGAAAUUCAGGAGGUAAGGCAGAAAUUAAGAGAAGUCGAGAAUGAGCGAGAAGAACUUGUCAAAAAAUCCACCGAUGCUGAAAUUGAACUCGAGAGGUCUAUGCAAAAAUCGCAGUUAACAGAGAAGGCUUUCGAGCAGGAAGUAUUCCUGAAAGCUACUGAAGUUGAGAGACUUGCACGCGAAGUAUCUUCACUCCGUGGAUCUCAGUCCACGUUGGAGAAAGAGAACAAUCUGUUGAAGACUCGCCUAGAGAAUAAUGCGUUGUCAAAAGCUCAACUUGAGUCUGAGAUCAAAUCAGUUGCCGAUGAGUUGGAGCUCAGAUCUCUGGCGGAUUCUAAACAUACCAAAAAGAUCUUAUUAUUGGAAUCCAAGGCCAAAGAGUCAGACGAACUUGUGUUUGAAUUGAAAACAAAGCUUGGCGAUUAUGUGGAAGAGAAGAUGAACUUGGAGAGUGAAUUGGAGAAGUCAAAGAGUGAUUACGAGCAAUUGAAGUCAGAUUUGAAAGAUAAGGAAGCAGUUAUUGAGGAUUUGCAGAAGUCAGAACAACAGAUGAACGGUCAUUUGGCACAGGUUGAGCGUUUGGAGAAUGAGCUCAAGUUGGAAACAGAAACUUUGACAGAAACUUCCAUGAGUUUGGCUCAAACGGCCACACUACUUGAUGCUGAGAGGAAUUUGAGCAAAAUCGCCAGAGAGGAAAAUGAUAACCUUUCCAAAGAGAUAUCGAAGUUGAGACUGGAGAGCGAAACUGCUCAACAACAUUGGAAGAGGACUUCUGCAGAGGUCAAGACGGUGAAAGAGCGAUUAGAAGAGGAGUUGGACGAAUACAAAUCCAAAUUACAGAAAGCAGAGAGCGAGUUGAGGGAUGCUAGGAAAGAAAUUAUGGAAUUGACAAUGGAAGUGACAAAAGUCAAACAUGACUUGGAGUCACCACUGAGCUCCACAGGCCACUCUCAAGAGAACGACAACAAUACCCUCAAUACCGAGAUUGCAUCGUUAAAGGAGCAAUUGGCAGCUAAGCAGAAUGUGGAGGCUGAUUUCGAAGACUUGGUGUUACUAUGGGAGGAGCAGGAAAAGAAGAUGAUGCGGUAUAAGAGUCAGUUGGUCGCACUUGGCCAAUAUGAAUCAAGUGAGGAGGAGGAUGAUAGCGAUGACAACGAAGAAGAGGGUUAA
This is a messenger RNA of Sungouiella intermedia, 6795 nucleotides long. Lineage: Eukaryota; Fungi; Ascomycota; Pichiomycetes; Serinales; Metschnikowiaceae. The record is from the annotation of a GenBank genome assembly.